AUGGAUAGCAAUAACUUGCGGUUUAAAGAUGUCACGAGUGCCUUACUUGUGAUGUUAAAUUCUCACAUGGCUCUGAACAGCGGUAAUAAAGUCUCGUUGUACAUCGCAAAUAGUUUUUAUCAUGGUGCAAAGUUAGUCUUUCCAUCAUUUGAUGAUGAUGAUAAUGAUGAUUCUCAAAGUCCUAAUAGUAAAGAGAAAGUUGAUGAUAAUUCAUCUUUAGAAGAAGAGAAGGUUAAUGAGAUAGUAAAGAAAAAGCGAUCAAGGCAAAGAAAAGUGAAUGCUAGCCGAAUCUUAGAAACCACUGGAAUUUAUAGGCAAUUUCGAAUUAUAGAUGAGACUAUUGUUGACUCUUUAGAUAAGAUUAUUAAAAAUGAACCUUCAAAUCUCAAGUCACUAGUCGGGAAAGGUGAAACGCAUAUUAAAGGAACUUUAUCCGGAGCACUUUCACAAGCUUUAAGUUAUAUUAACAGGUUUCAAAAUUCAGAUGAACAUUCUGGUAUGAAAGCGCGGAUAGUGUGCAUUAGCGUAAGUGGAGACAACACAUUACCUUAUGUGUCUAUAAUGAACUCAAUUUUUGCAGCACAAAAGCAGAAGGUGUCCGUUGAUGUUUGUAAGUUAGGUCCAAAUUCAACUUUUCUCCAGCAAGCAUCGGAUUCUACAAAUGGGGUAUAUAUAUAUAUUAAGCAUCCGCUUGGUUUAAUUCAGUAUUUAUCCACCGCAUUGUUUAUUGAUCCGAUGCUAAGGCCAAUGGUUGUUCUCCCCACAAAUACAAAUAUUGAUUUUAGAGCAUCUUGCUUUAUAACCAACAAAGUCGUGGAUAUUGGUUACGUCUGCUCUGUUUGCUUAUGCAUUUUAAGUGUAAUACCUGAGGACGAAAUUUGUCCCACAUGUCACUCAAAGCUAGAUCAUGACCUAAUUGUUAUGCUUAAGAGAAAGCCUAGAGUAUUACCCUUACUCAAAAAGGCAAAAAGAAAAAGAAACUCUUCUACUCCGGAUAUAAACCCGGUUAAAAAAUUCAGGGAGAAUUAA
This is a messenger RNA of Brettanomyces bruxellensis, 1029 nucleotides long. RefSeq lists its product as uncharacterized. The coding region runs from base 1 to 1029 and encodes 342 amino acids. Gene Ontology annotation, cellular component: transcription factor TFIIH core complex; transcription factor TFIIH holo complex. The transcript has a single exon. Gene Ontology annotation, biological process: regulation of DNA-templated transcription; nucleotide-excision repair. NCBI's taxonomy places the organism in Eukaryota, Fungi, Ascomycota, Pichiomycetes, Pichiales, Pichiaceae. The record is from RefSeq and is a predicted model, not a curated record.